GAAGGAAAUGUUCCGGCUGGGAAUCCCGCUGCACCUGCUCUUCAUCACAGGCUCGUUGUCCUUGGUGGUGCCCCUGUUCCCAGACACGCUGGACUGCGUGCAAGCUGUACAGGAGUGUAUGGCCCAACCUGAGUGUGAAAAACUGUACAGACAACUGGACUACUGUGUGGAUGAGGAAGCUGUGGCCCCACUGGGUCCUGAAGCCCGCCAGGCCUGCGCCGACGCCCAGAAUGCCCUGCUGCACCAUCGACCCCUGCAGGAGUGCAAAUGCCAGCGCAAAUCCCGCAAAGAGGGUCUCUGUCUCCGAGUGUACUGGACUGUGCGCUUCCCACAGGGCUAUGAUGACAUUGAGACGUCCCCGUACGAGGACAUUGAACUGGAGCUCGUGAGAAAUAGCGAAAUAACAAAACUGGCCUCGAUUGUGGCAGUGCCCUCGUUUCCAGUAGAUGGACAGAACCAGUGUUUAAAGGCAGCUCAGGACUGUGGGCUGUUCGAGAAGUGUGGUGCCCUACGUGCAGAGUAUGUGCUGGCGUGCACCAAGCGGGUGGCAGGCUCAGAUCGCUGCAACAGACAGAAGUGCCACCGGGCACUGCGCAAGUUUCUGGAGCGUGUGCCUGAAGAAUACAGUUUUGGUGUGCUUUUCUGCUCUUGCACCGAACCAUUAUGUGGAGAGAGGAGGAGGAAGACCAUCGUCCCCUCCUGUUCCUAUGAGGAGAAAGACGCACAACCCAACUGCCUGCACCUGGAGAGCUAUUGCCUCCGUGAUGACUUGUGCAGGUCUAGACUGGCUGAUUUCCAGCAGAACUGCCAGCCCUCUUCUUACUCCCCUUUAGGCUGUCUGCGUGAGAGCGGAGCUGUCUGCCUGAAGGCGUACGCUGGACUGAUCGGUACCAUCAUGACACCGAACUACGUGAGUAACAGUAGUACGGAGGUGUCUCAGUGGUGUAACUGUGAAGGCAGUGGGAACCAGCUGCAGGAGUGCCUGCGCAUCCUGCACAUGUUCAACAGCAACAUUUGUCUGCGUAAUGCCAUAGAGAACAUGGGGAGCGCCAAUCCUCGGCCUGUGGAGGGUACACUGCUCCCUCCCCCUCGACCUUCCCCUCACGUUGAACACAUCGAGCUAAACUUGUUUGAAGACCUCAACUCGGUGGAGGAGAGCGAGGAGGAAAAGAACGAUCACGAAGAUGAUAUAGAUCCAGUGGAUGAGUUCAACGUCAUCCCUCCAUUCCCAGAGAAGGCCACUGUCACCGAUUUGGAUUCCGAGACGGGCAGAGUUCAGGGCCGGGCCUCAUCCCUUUCAGCCUCCCUUUACCUUCUUCCUCUGCUGCUGCUCGCUACCCUCAGCUGGGGGUAG
Molecule: messenger RNA, 1354 nt
Organism: Neoarius graeffei (lesser salmon catfish)
Lineage: Eukaryota; Metazoa; Chordata; Actinopteri; Siluriformes; Ariidae
Gene: gfra3
Product: GDNF family receptor alpha 3
Exons: 8
Coding region: 8-1354 (448 amino acids)
Biological process (GO): nervous system development
Cellular component (GO): external side of plasma membrane; signaling receptor complex
Molecular function (GO): signaling receptor activity
Source: RefSeq, a predicted model, not a curated record